Molecule: messenger RNA, 1451 nt
Organism: Tupaia belangeri chinensis (Chinese tree shrew)
Lineage: Eukaryota; Metazoa; Chordata; Mammalia; Scandentia; Tupaiidae
Gene: JDP2
Product: Jun dimerization protein 2
Exons: 5
Coding region: 40-531 (163 amino acids)
Biological process (GO): regulation of transcription by RNA polymerase II
Cellular component (GO): nucleus
Molecular function (GO): DNA-binding transcription factor activity, RNA polymerase II-specific; RNA polymerase II cis-regulatory region sequence-specific DNA binding
Source: RefSeq, a predicted model, not a curated record
CUGCGGGGAAGGCGGGGCUGGCCUGCCGAUCCUCCUGCUAUGAUGCCUGGGCAGAUCCCGGACCCUUCCGUGACCGCGGGCUCUCUGCCAGGGCUCGGCCCCCUGACUGGACUCCCCAGCUCGGCUCUGACCACAGAGGAGCUAAAAUACGCCGACAUCCGCAACAUUGGGGCCAUGAUCGCCCCCUUGCAUUUCCUGGAGGUGAAACUGGGCAAGAGGCCCCAACCCGUGAAAAGUGAGCUAGACGAGGAAGAGGAGCGAAGGAAAAGGCGUCGGGAGAAGAACAAAGUCGCAGCAGCCCGAUGCCGGAACAAGAAGAAGGAACGCACAGAGUUUCUGCAGCGGGAGUCUGAGCGGCUAGAACUCAUGAACGCGGAGCUGAAGACCCAGAUUGAGGAGCUGAAGCAGGAGCGGCAGCAGCUCAUCCUGAUGCUGAACCGGCACCGCCCCACCUGCAUCGUCCGCACUGACAGUGUCAAGACCCCCGAGUCGGAAGGCAACCCGCUGCUGGAACAGCUCGACAAGAAGUGACCAUGGGCUGGGAGGAGGAAGAGGAGGAGAAGGAGGAGAGACAAAGAGGGAGGAGGAGGAGGGUCCCAGAGGGCCCUCCCUUGGCUCAUGAAAAACUAUACAAUGAGGUUUGGCCCAGCCAGCAUCAUCCGGGCGUUUUUGUGGAGCUGCAGUCAGCCACACGAGGGGAAGAUCGGGCUGAAGAAACCCAGAGGGACCAAGCGCUGAGACCAAAGUCGACCAUGGUUAGGGCUGUCCUGCUUGGGGCCCAGCUUGAAGGAGGUAGGACAGAGGGUCCUGGGCCACAGAGACACCCUGCCAGGCAGCCUCAGGCACCUCCUGGGCCUCUCCGCCAGGACCUCCCCCACUGAGGGACCUCCAGACAGCCGGAAAAGCCAUGCAUCGCAGCCAAAUUGCAGCGGCUGUGGAUGGAACUCAGAAACUGCGACCCACCUGCCCCAGCCCUGCCCUUGACCCUGAUGUCACACUGCCUGGGUCCAGUGCGGCCCUGCCCGGGAGGUGGCAGCUGGGCGCACCCUCACCGGCCCUGCUGGAGUUUGCUGCGGGCACUGAGGCGCGGGCGCCCCUCCAAAGCACAUACUCACUGAAUGUUUACAGACUGGCUGUCCGGGCAGGGCUUUCAACUGCACAUGUUUUUUAUACUUUCUUUUUUUUUUUUUUAAUAUUUUUUACAAAAAAAAAGAUUUUAUACAAGCAAUAUAUAUAUGGAUUUCUAUAAUCACUCGAUGUGAUACAGUAUAAAUAUGCUAUGGUUUGUUUGUUACGAACAGAUACCCUCCAGUUAUGGCUGUUGUGUGUAACUCCUAAGUACUGUAGUCUCUGGGUGUUGGGGUGGCUGGGUGGGGUGGGGGGCGUUUCCAUCCUCUGAAGCCCUCAUAGUACUCAAUCCUGUAUCGCUCAGUAAACAUUGCUCUUACGUA